This is a messenger RNA of Hippoglossus stenolepis (Pacific halibut), 1433 nucleotides long. It is a transcript of the gene btg3, whose product is annotated as B-cell translocation gene 3. Gene Ontology annotation, biological process: negative regulation of mitotic cell cycle; negative regulation of cell population proliferation. Gene Ontology annotation, cellular component: cytoplasm; nucleus. The transcript has 5 exons. The record is from RefSeq and is a predicted model, not a curated record. Bases 371 to 1066 code for a protein of 231 amino acids. NCBI's taxonomy places the organism in Eukaryota, Metazoa, Chordata, Actinopteri, Pleuronectiformes, Pleuronectidae.
AAAUGAAGUGUUUGAAAGUAACGGUUUCUACGUGUCAGCAUUCUGCACUUCUCCUUUUGAAGUAGCAGCCGUUUGGCCCCAGAGUUGUUAAGGUGCUGGAUGCUUUCUGAUGCCUUACAGGUUUUCAAUGGUCUCAGUGUAAAGGAGGGAGAAGCCAUUGGGAAACCCCUGUCUGCACUUUUCCUAAGUGAAAUUGUGUAGUGAUUGAUGACUCGUGACUGGUUAUUACAAAUCAGGAAAGGGCAAAUACUGCUAUGUGGAGCACAGUGUUGUGAAGAUGAGAGAACGUUUCUUAUUCUGCCAUCGAGCAGUAGGUUUUCAAAUUUGAACAAAAAGAGUCUGUCCACGUGUAAUGAGACAUUGGUGAAACAUGAGGAGGGAAAUUGCAGCUGUGGUGUUCUUCCUGAAGAGGCUCGUGAAAACGGGAGCUCAGCUGGAGUCUCACAAAGUCGAGCUCUUUGUUGAGAGGCUGGCUGUGGCACUGCAGGAGAAGUUCAAGGGGCACUGGUACCCGGCAAACCCCAGCAAAGGACAUGCAUACAGGUGCAUCCGGAUCAACAGGCUCCACAGGCAGGAGCCAGAGCUCCUUCGGGCCUGCCGGGAGAGUGGGCUUCAAUACAGUGACCUGGGACUGCCCGGCGAGCUCACAUUGUGGGUGGACCCUGGAGAGGUCUGCUGCAGGUAUGCGGAACAAAAUCCUUUCUUCUCAGUGGCCACUUUCCCUAGUGAUGAGGAAGAGGACAAAGAUGUUGCAAAGAAGGUGACCAGCGCUUUGGAGAGGGUGACAUCAGACUAUCACUCAGGUUCAUCUUCCGACGAGGAGAGCACACGCACUUCCCCCCUUACUCUUGACUACAGCCGCUGUUCUUACCAGGGAAUAAACCCAAAUGCUCCUCCAUGGCAUCCGAAAAAAAUGGUAACUGACAAAAGUGUCAUCCUUCCUCACCAUGGUUUCAUACCUCGCAGCACAGCCCCCCACACUUCAAGGCAGAAACUGUGGGUUCCCCCAAGCUACAGAACAGGACCUGGUUACUGGGACACAAACCUGGCACACCCUUACAUGUAGGAAUAAUGGUGCAUAUUGUUCACACUGGACAAAAAAAUCUGAAGGCAACGCGACCUUAAGACGACUGAACACUUUUUUAAAAAAAAAUAAUAAUAAUUUUUAUAGCGUAAAUGUUGAUCGUUUUGACUUUUUUUGCACUUUAGACCAUUUGUUAAAGUUUGAAUAAAUCACUUGUAUUCAAUUGGAUAUUGAAAUGGGAAUACUACACAUGUUAUCUUGAAGUACUCUAUUUUUACAAAGGGAGACGUUCAUGUAUGCCACUUACUGCGGUCCUUUUGUGAUGAGUUUUAUUUAUUCAUAGUGUAGAAUUCUCAGAUGUAUAGGCCUAAAUUUAUGAUGUUUUAUUAAACACACGUUCCAAGCAUGA